UCGAGAGAGAGGGAGGCACACUAAUAGUAUAGGCAAAGUGUUAAAGUUUGCUAAGAUGCAAAAGACGAGCCGUUAUCUUUUUCUCUGCGCCUUGAUUGUAAACAUUGAUCAUUUGGUCAGUGUUAGAAAUCCGAGGCCAACUUUGAGGUUCACUUUUACAAAAAAUGAUGAGAAGCCUAAAGGCCCCGUGGUAGUGACAACAGAGGGGCCUUUACAGGGGAUAUACCGCGGUGCGUCCAAGGUAUUCUACGGCAUCCCCUUCGCCGAGCCUCCUGUGGGAAAUUUAAGAUGGCGCCCUCCACAAUUCAAAUCAUCUUGGCAUGCAUCAGGGAAAACGCUGCUUGCUGAUGUCGUACCCCCCGCGUGUCCGCAGACGUCUUGUUUGUGGCACAGUCCGCCGUUUAUCUGCGUCAAUAAGACAUCAGAGGACUGCCUUACUCUCAACAUAUUCACGCCCAGUGGAGCAUCAUACUUCUCCAAUCUCCCGGUAAUGUUUUUUAUUCACGGCGGGCAGUUUACGACAAUGAGCGGUGGCUCCCCCUUAUGGAACGGCGAGACACUAGCCAGCAUGGAAAACGUUGUGGUGGUCACCAUCAAUUAUAGAUUAGGAGCCCUGGGGUUUCUGUUCGCUGAUGAGGGACCCGACGCACCCCAAGGCAACUACGGAGUGAUGGACCAGCGUUUCGCUUUGGCAUGGGUCCAAAGGAACAUCAGAAAUUUUGGCGGUAACCCUGAUGAGGUAACAAUAUUUGGCCAAAGUGCCGGAGCCCAAUCCGUGGCUCUUCACAUGACAUCUGCCAAGAGCUCCUCUUUGUUCCGACGCGCCAUUGUGGAGAGUUCCCCGUUUGCUAUCCACUUCAAGUCCCAUUCUGAAGCGAAGCGUUUAGGCAAGUACUUGAUUCAAGCGCUUGGUUGUCAACAUGACGUCGUAAACUGUCUUCGGAACGCUUCUGCUGACGCGCUCGUGACCGCCGAAAAUGUCGUCUCGGUGAAGGUAGCGUCGCUCCAAGUUCUAGAAUUUUUUGAGCAGUGGGGACCCUUCAUAGAUGGCGUGGAAGUGAAGGACCAACCGCUUGACGCCUUUAUGUCCGGGAACUUUCAACGCAAACCUAUCAUGAUGGGCGUUACAACGCAAGAGGCUCAGUCAUUUGUAUAUGCCGGGUUUCUACACAAUGUAAGCGAGACUGAAUAUCGAGCAAUUUUACUGGCUACUUUCCCAGUUCACAUAAGGUCCGUACUUUCUACGUACCCUAUUGUAAGUUCAGGAGACCAACGCCCUGCGUUUGUCAAUAUCUCUACAGAUUAUGCAUUCAUCUGCCCAACAAGAGCUGCCGCGAAAGCCAUUGCAAGAAGAUCGUUUUUAUUCCCAUAUAUAUGGAUGUACGUCUUUAAUCAAACCGUCGCACCUAGAUUCUGGUCCAACAUCACGUACUGUUACGGCCAUGUGUGCCAUGGUUCGGAACUUCCUUUUGUGUUUAAUCCAGGUAAUAAUAAGGGCUUUGAAUUAUCAAAAGAGGAACAAAAACUCUCCCAUGCUAUGCAAAAGUACUGGGCUAAUUUCGCAAGGACGGGCAAUCCCAACACUCUGUACCCGGCCGGCGCCAAUCCAAGACAAGGGUUCAACGAUGGAGUCACCAGAAUGAAAUUUUAUGACAAAUAUUGGCCGCCUUUUCAUUCCCAGACGAACUUCAGCGUCCUGGAGUUCAAAGCUCCAAUGGGUUCUGUAAUGUAUGACUUUAAAACGAAGUUGUGUGACUUUUGGGAUGGUAUUGGAUAUUGAAAAUGACUAAAAAAUUGACAUUUUAAGCGAUUAUAUGGCAUCAAUAACACCGAAAGAUAGUGUCAGUAGGCUUUAAUUAUGAU
Messenger RNA from Lingula anatina, 1863 nucleotides. RefSeq names its product cAMP-regulated D2 protein. NCBI's taxonomy places the organism in Eukaryota, Metazoa, Brachiopoda, Lingulata, Lingulida, Lingulidae. Gene Ontology annotation, molecular function: cholinesterase activity. The record is from RefSeq and is a predicted model, not a curated record.